Messenger RNA from Alligator mississippiensis (American alligator), 5332 nucleotides. It is a transcript of the gene DLGAP4, whose product is annotated as DLG associated protein 4. NCBI's taxonomy places the organism in Eukaryota, Metazoa, Chordata, Crocodylia, Alligatoridae. Gene Ontology annotation, molecular function: molecular adaptor activity. Gene Ontology annotation, cellular component: postsynaptic specialization; glutamatergic synapse. The record is from RefSeq and is a predicted model, not a curated record. The coding region runs from base 859 to 3765 and encodes 968 amino acids. The transcript is spliced from 16 exons. Gene Ontology annotation, biological process: signaling.
CUGCGCAGAUCCAGGGCUGGUUUUGGGGGCAGCCUCCUCCUCCUCCUUUGCAUCCCCCCUCCUCUCCGCGCCCUGCUCUCCGGGGGCUCUCGGCGCUGCUGCAGCAUCACCGACAACCUCAAUCCGGGCGGCUGCGAGCGCGGGGCGGCAGGGGGAGCUGGAUGCACCGCGCGCGCUGCGGGGAGCCCGGGAGCCGCCGCCGCCGGGAUUUGGACAGGCGAGAGGCGGAGGCAGCGCCCGCUCACCUGGCCCCGGACCGGGCUGCGUGGCGAGGCCCGGCCGCCGCCGCUAGCACCCAGACCAAGCGGACCCAUUGGCUCUAUUGUUUGGCAGUGGAGACCCCCUUCCACCCUCAUUGGAGACCAUUCAUGCAGUGAGUGUGCAGACAAGUAUCACCCUUUGGGUUGUGAAUGACAGCAGGAUCCUGGCAGGAAAGGACCCGCACAGAGGAUCGUUCAGACCCCCUUCAUGACAGACAGCUCUGGAGCCCAGAACGACACACGAGGGUCUGGAUACUGAGUCCAGUCUGUCCCUGAAGUUCAGCAAGACUUGAGAGCAGGACUUGGAUCAUGCCCUCAGACCUGUAAUUCCCCUGAGACAUCACUGGAAGGAAGGAGGAAAAUAGCAACAGUGGAUCCCAUUGGAGAGAGAUCUCAGCGGGGCAUGACGAUUUUGCUCAGGCCAAGCUAGAAGCCAUCCAGGGCUGAAAAUGCUCCCAGUGAACUCAUUAAGCAGACCUCAAGUUGCUGCCAACCAGAACAGCAGGACAGACUCCAACAGGAAAGAGAUCAGAUACAGAACGCAUGAGAAGGCCUUUUUGUGCCGCUCCUGAAGCAAUGCUCUAGAGCCACCAGGACCAUGAAGGGGCUAGGAGAUAACAGAAGCCGCCACCUCUCUGAUAACCUGGACUCCCCUCAAGACUCUCUCUAUGCCACCCAGGACAGGAACCCAUAUCUCCUCAGCCCCACUGACUCCUAUACCAUGGACCCCCGGUUUCCAGCCCCAAAUUCCCUCCAUGGCGACUGCCUCCUCCCACUCAACAACCAGAUUUCCAACAGCAGCACUUUCCCCCGGAUCCAUUAUAACUCGCACUUUGAGGUUCCAGAUGAGAACCCCUUCCCAAGCCAUGCCCAAGCCACCAAAAUCAACCGCCUCCCUGCAAACCUCCUGGACCAGUUUGAGAAGCAGCUGCCCAUCCACAGAGACGGUUUCAGCACCCUCCAGUUCCAGAGGAGCGAUUCCAAACACCGGAGUGAGAGCCCUGGGCGCAUACGGCACCUGGUCCACUCAGUCCAGAAGCUCUUUGCCAAGUCCCAGUCCCUAGAGGGCAAUGCCAAAGGUAGUGUGAAUGGUAAGAAGGGCACCGAUGACCCAAAGCAGAAUCGGAGGAGCAAGAGCAAAGACCGGGCAAAGACCACUGAGACAAAACGCAGGACCAGAUCUAACAUAUCAGGCUGGUGGAGCUCAGACGACAACCUAGACAGUGACACCUGCAAUUACCGCAACCCCAUGGGCCUCAUGACCUUGGGUAGGCAGCCAGACCACAGCCAGCCUAGGUACUUCAUGCACGCUUAUAACACCAUCAGUGAGCACAUGCUGAAAUCCUCCAAGAGCAAUAACGACCUGAAGGUCACCCCCUGCACCAGCAUCCCCAUCAACAAUGAGUCCAACUACAUCAAAAGGGGCUCCUGGUCCACACUCACUCUUAGCCAUGCCCGGGAAGUGUGCCAAAAGGCAUCCGCCACCAUUGACAAAGCCCUGUUGAAGUCCAAGUCCUGCCAUCAAGACUUAGCCUAUCAUUACCUGCAGGUGCCUCAGGGAGAGUGGAACAAUACACUGUCUCAGGACAAAGACAACGAGAUCCCAUGCCGACGCAUGCGGAGUGGGAGCUACAUCAAAGCCAUGGGGGAUGAUGACAGCGAAGACUCCGAAACCAGUCCCAAACCGUCCCCGAAAACUGCAGCUCGAAGGCAGAGUUACCUCAAGGCCACUCAACAGUCACUGAGUGAACAGAGCACUACACAGAGGAGCCUGGAUCGCCUGGACUCUGUUGAGAUCCUCUUACCUCCAAAGUUCCCAAGCUGGGAGGAAGAAUACAACCAGAUCACUGACAACAUCAAUGAGUCCAGCUGCAUCAACCAGAUAUUUGGACAACCCUCAUUUAUCCCUCAGAUAUUUACACACGGAGAGCAGACAAGGGAGGCAGAGCUGAGUGACCAGUAUGAGGCAGUGUGUGACUCAAACUACAGUGAAGCUGAGUCAGCUGCUGUGGAAGUGCUGGACCUGCCACUGCCCAGCUACUUCCGCUCCCGGAGCCAUAGCUACCUCCGUGCCAUCCAGGCAGGCUGCUCCCAGGAAGAAGACACAGCCUCUGUGCGCUCCAUCUCGCCACCUCCAGCCAGCAGCAUCAGUGGCAGCAGGACACUUCCCAACAACAGCAGUUCAUCAUGCCUAGUGGCAUAUAAAAAGACUCCUCCCCCAGUUCCGCCUCGGACCACCUCAAAGCCGUUUAUCGCUGUCACGGUGCAGAGCAGCACUGAAUCAGCCCAGGACACCUAUCUGGAUAGCCAGGACCACAAGAGUGAGGUCAACAGCCAGUCAGGACUGAGCAAUUCUUCAGACAGCUUAGACAGCACCAGAACACCCAGCGUGACCAGAGGCAGUGUUGUAACUCCAGCCAGAGACACUCCAGAGUUACCCCAGAAAAAUGCAACUUUGAAAAGUGACAAAGGGACUCUGACUAGUGAAGAGCCUAAGGUGGAGAAUAUCCCCAAAAGAAAGCUGUCAUCUAUAGGAAUACAAGUUGACUGCCUUCAGCCAGUGGCAAAAGAGGAGCCGCCUCCGGCAGUCACCAAAUUCCAGUCCAUCGGGGUACAGGUAGAGGACGAGUGGCGAAACAGCCACUCUCGCAGCAUGUCCUCCAAACAGGACACCGAUUCUGACACGCAGGAACCAAAUAACUCUAGCUGUAAAUCCUCUGAGAGAAGCCUUGCUGAUUGCCCCCCAUGCCACAACUCUGUCAGUGUUGAUGCCAAUAACAGGCAACCAGCCAAGCUCUCCCAGAUUCAGAAAAACCUCUCCUAUGGAGAUAGUGACCCAGCCCUGGAGCCUUCCUCUCUCCCUCCACCUGAUCCUUGGCUUGAGACUUCUUCCAGCUCCCCAUCAGAACCCACUCCGCCAGGAGCCUGCAGGCGGGAUGGGUACUGGUUUCUGAAACUGCUGCAAGCUGAAACAGAAAGAUUAGAAGGAUGGUGUCGGCAGAUGAACCAAGAGACCAAAGAGAACAAUCUCUCUGAAGAAGUCUUAGGAAAAGUCCUCAGUGCAGUGGGCAGCGCACAGUUGUUAAUGUCACAGAAGUUCCAGCAGUUCCGGGGUCUCUGUGAGCAAAAUUUGAACCCCAACGCCAAUCCCAGACCCACUGCCCAGGACCUAGCUGGGUUUUGGGACCUCUUGCAGUUGUCCAUUGAAGACAUCAGCAUGAAAUUUGAUGAGCUCUACCAUCUAAAAGCUAACAGCUGGCAACUGGCAGAGACACCAGAGAAGAAGGAAGAGAAGAAACCACCCCCUCCUGUGCCAAAGAAGCCAGCCAAGCCCAGAACUGCACUGAAUCGGGACAAAGCUUCUGACUCUGUGGAUAAACAGCGCCAGGAGGCUCGCAAGCGUCUCAUGGCAGCCAAGCGAGCUGCCUCUGUCCGGCAGAACUCCGCCACAGAGAGUGCGGACAGCAUCGAGAUCUACGUCCCAGAGGCACAGACCCGCCUUUGAGCCAAGGGGGAGAGGGAAAAAAACACGUGGUCUUUAUAAGUCAUUAAAAAGGGGGGGGAAAGGUUCUCUCUAAACUUAGUAUGAUUUAUUCAGUCUAGAGACAAUGAGCCCACCUUAAAGGGCUCUACUUCAGCUUUUUUUUUCCCUGUCAGCUUUAAGUAAUGAAGAGUUUAAAAAAAAAAAAAAAAAGAAAGAAAAAAAGAAAAGAAAAAAAAAUGCACCCCCCCCCCUUGUUUUCUCUCAGUGGCUGUGGUGUUUGCUGAACAAACUGAACAGACUCCAGAAAACCCCAGCCCCCAGACUUGGAACUUCAGUCUUUUUACUUGUUCUAUCUAAUGAAAAUUAUUAGCUUGUUUACAAGAAGAGGACAAAAAAAAUGAAGCCUUGAGCACUUGCCAUGCUGCGUUCUUUCUCCUCCUCCACAAUUCUCUGUUCUUCCUUCUCAUCCCUACAUUUUUGUUUCCCCAUUCCCUUCUCCCUUUGCAUGGCUUCGUUUACUGUGUUAGAAAUAACCUCUCUUCCACAGAGCUCCCGAAGAGAACACCUGUUCAGUGUGUACUAUUGUUGCACUCUGCUAGUGAGCAGCCUUUCUUUAUUUUUUCCUUUGGUGGGAGGGCAGGGUGGGCGGGUGGUGGGGUUCACAUAUCUAUAUUUUAAUGAUACAAAAGGGAGGGAAAUAUCUGUGGAAUGUAAUGCAGAGUUGUUUGUGCAGCCUGGAAGCAAAUGUGUGCAAUAGGCGGUGAUGGGAAGAAGGGGAGCACUUGGUUGACUGAAAGGAAGGUGCAGGCACAGCACAGGAGCUGGAAGAACAAUGGAGUGAAGAAGAGCUUGACCCCCAUGUGCACACUUUAUUUUCUCCCCUUCUGCAAAUUUCAUUUUCCUUAAUCACUUGUUGAGAAGGAAGCUGCUACACUGCGGGACCUAUUUUGAAGGGGAGGGAAAUAAUAUAAUUCUGGGUGGAGAAUGGUGGGUUUUGUACAAAAAGAGGAAGAUGAGGGUGGCUCGUGGCAGGUUGACAGUCUGCCUACCUGCCUGUAUGUAUGUGUACAUAUGCACAUAUAGACUUACUAGGAUCUGUAUAUUUAAUGCAUACACACGUAUACAUACCCAUACACACACAUGCAGACAGUGCAUUAAAAGCACCUCGGUGAGAGUGGGCAUAUGUAUAGCAUAUAUUUUUACAUGUACUAUAUCUAGAUGUGUGUAAAAGUGUGUGUAAAAAUAUAUACCCUGUGUGUAAUCGAAUGAUAAUUUUUACCUUGUACCCCUGCUCAUUUGGUGGGGGAGGGGGUCACUAAAUACCUCUUUAGCCCCUUCCCCAGCUCUCCCCAGUCCCUUUUUCAUCCUGGCUUCUUGAAGUUGGGACUGAAUGCCAGCAUCGUGUUCCUUCCCACCCUCUCCAGAAGGAACAUUUUCCCCCCCAUUUUGUGCAGUCUCACUGCUUUGAAUGAGUGGGGAGAUAAUGUGUCGGCUUCAUAUGGGGGAAAUCCCAAAGGAAUUGAAACCAGGGUGUUGGUGAUUUUAAAAAGGCAAAACAAAAUAAAAUCCUGAAUCCUGUUUAAGUGAA